Trypanosoma conorhini is the source of this 1068-nucleotide messenger RNA. RefSeq names its product putative mitochondrial substrate/solute carrier. Lineage: Eukaryota; Euglenozoa; Kinetoplastea; Trypanosomatida; Trypanosomatidae. Bases 1 to 1068 code for a protein of 355 amino acids. The transcript has a single exon. The record is from RefSeq and is a predicted model, not a curated record.
AUGAGUGCGGUGGCACCACUCGUUGGCGUUGCGUGGGGGGUGGAGCCGAACGUGAAGAGCACCAUAGAGCCCGCCCCGGCGUCUGGGACCUCGGCAGUCACACGGUCCUGGUCACACGUUGACCGUGUGGCGCUCUUCACAACGUUUGCCGCCACCUCCUUUGCGUACUCCUUCUUCGGCAACCCGCUGUUUCUCGCCGUGGCUCGGCAGCAGUGCAGCACGGCGCGGUUGACGGUGCGGCGGGUGCUGCAGGAGGUCUACACGCAACACGGCUACCGGGGCUUAUUCCGCGGCGCCGGGGUGGCUGCCUCGGGGAGUGUUAUUAGCGAACUCGUGUAUUACCUCAUUGUGGAGUACGGAAAGGAACACUUGCCGCUACCAACGAAGGGGCAGCGAAGCCUCAUUGGGGGCUUUGCCGCCGACCUAGUUUCUGGCCCUAUUUUUAAUCCAUUUGCCGUGGUCUCGCAGGUGCAGAUGGUGGCGGAUUCUUGUGGCGGGGAGCACCGCUAUAGAAACGGCUACCACACAACGCGGGUGAUGUUGGCUGAGCAGGGCUGGCGUGCUUUGUUUCGUGGCACACUUUUAACGAUGGUCGUCUCGCCCCUUACCGGGGCAUGGUGGCUUGUCUAUGAACUGCUAAAGCAGAGAGCCUACAGCCUUGCCGCGCGUGCCGCACCCUUAUUGAGGGCUACUACUCCUAUUGGAGUGUGCCAAAAAUUGCCUGUGUGUUGCACCUCCACAAGGGACAACAUUCUUGUUAACUGCGUUGUAGGGGCCCUGUCAAGCGUAGUCAUUGGUGUCCUGGUGAACCCGUUGUAUGUCUUGCGGCUCCGGCUGCAGGUCACGAAAAAGUUGCAGCAUUCACGUUUUCCAGCGUUUUGGAUACUGCGGAGUGUUCUUCGUGAAGAGGGUGUCCAGGCGCUUUUUAAGGGGCUGCGUGGAAACCUGUUUAUGGCGGUCCUUGGCGGCGCGGCCUUUGGGAUGACGUACGAGGGCGCGAAGCAGUUCUCGGACAUCACCGAAGGCGGCUGUGUCGCCCUUAGCACGCAGGGGAACGGGUCCAGAUAA